This is a messenger RNA of Rotaria sp. Silwood2, 4077 nucleotides long. NCBI's taxonomy places the organism in Eukaryota, Metazoa, Rotifera, Eurotatoria, Philodinida, Philodinidae. The record is from the annotation of a GenBank genome assembly.
GAAAGAAAUAUAAUUGUAGUAAGGAAAAAAGAAGUUUUGAUAUUUUGUGUUAAGUUUGUCGAAUCGGAAUAGAAUUGAUUUCACUUCCGGCAUUCUACAUACAGUAACUCUAUAUAGAUUCUAUUUUCUCAUUUGUUAUAUUUCAUUUUCAUAUCAUUAGAUCACUUGAGACUAAGGUAGAUUUUAUUGAACUACAUACUGAAGUUAUUUUAAAAUGUAUCAUUUUGAAGAUAUGAUGGAAUAACAAAGAAAUGUCUUGAAUAAUCAAUAGCAUUGAUAAAAAAGAUUUUAUUAAAUAAAGAAAAACAAUAGAAUCAUUCAAUGAUACAUUUAGACAAUAUGUUACUUAACAUAAGAUGAUGGGCGUAGGCGUGAGUCCUAUUUCAAUCGCACAUUCUCAGUCUUUUCCUAUUCACUCAUUCUAGGAUAAUUGUAGUUAUUCUUAUGAAAAUCGAUUGAUAAGUAGAGACGAGUUCGAUUAAGUUUGAAACUUAGAUUCUCUUCAAACUUGUUAUUUCUUAUCGAUUUGAAAGAGAAGAAAAAAGAUUCGAAGAGAUCUCGCUCACUGAUAUGCUGUAAAAAAGAUCGAAAGGAAAAAUAUUCAUCUAACAAGGCAUACAUUAUUUUUGAUCUUAAAAGUGUGAGUUUUAUUAUCCAUUUCCAACUAUAUAAUGUGCUUCACUGUGUUUUGAAUACAUUUUGAUACGAAUAUUAUAGGGACCUGUACUUCUCACCAUUCAAAAGCAAAGACUCGGAGUUAUCGAAAUUUUCUUUCAAUCUACGCAAAACUGAUACUCCCAGCUUGUUUUGUUUAAGAGUUAUUAGACUUGUCUUGAAACUCCCAAUUUCAGCAAAUCAAUGUGCAAUUAUCAGAGAAACUUGCUAGGCAGAAAUAACUCACCAUGCUAAGCCGAAUAGUGAUAUUUAUUUUUUGGUAUGAAAUGAUCCGACUCUUUUAUCUCGAUAUUUCUGAAAUUCCAUAAUCAGUCUUCACAAUUCGAACCUAAAAACAAAUAUCACUAUUUGACUCAGCAUGGUGAAUUAUCUCUGUCUAGCCACUCUUUCUGGUGAUUGCAGGCCAAUUUUUUGAAAUCGUGAGUCUCUGGAAAAGUCUAAUAACUUUUGAAUGGAACAAACUAAGAAUCUUAGUCUUGCCUAGAUCGAAAGAAAAUUUCGAUAGCCUCGGGUCUUCCUUCUUGUAUGGUGGAAACUGUAGAUUUCUAUAAUGUUUCUAUUAACAGUUAUUAAAAAACCAGUGAAACAUACUAUAUUUGGAAACGUCUACUCGAACCCGCACACAUCCUGGAGACAUCACUUCUUUUUAUGUUUUUCGUGUUCUGACAUUUUUUUUCCUUCCGGGUUUUCUGCUGUCAACCGAUAUACUGCUGUUGUCUUAUCUUUGCGUUAAUCAAAUUAAUCUAAAAUUCUAUAAUUUUGUUUUUAUGUUUAGACUCCAAGCGUUCGACAAUUCGUCGUAAAAAAAUUACAAUUCGUAAAUCAACCAGAUCAAAAGAAUUCUCAACAAUUAAUAAUAAUAAUAAUAAUAAUAAUAAUAACAAUGCAUCAAAUGAUGAUAUCAUUAAUCUUGAUAUACAUCAACGAAAACGACAAUCAAAUGAUUCGAUUAUUCCAUUAGCAACUGAUCUUGAAUCUUUACCUGGACAUAAUCAAGAUGAAUCACGUGAUAAACGUUUUCUUGAUUAUACCGAUUUCAAUACAUUAUCAUUACAUUUUAAUACAUGUUUAUAUAUUGAUAAAAAAUCAUUUUCAUCAUCAUAUUUAACUAAACAACAUAUAUUUAAAACACGUCAUAAUGUAUUAAAUAAAAUUUUUAAAUUAUAUUAUAUAAAAACAUAUGAAAAUGAUGUCAAAAUUGAUCAAAACAUAUUUAUCGAUAAAAAUCAAGAAACAAAAUCAAAUUCUUCAUUAUCAACAUCAAUAUCAUUUCAAACUGAUUGGUCUGUUAAUCGUCGAAAUUCAUCAUCAUAUCGACGUGAACCAAAAAAUAUGUUUCAUAUUUUACAAUUAAGUCCAAAAAAAGAUUUAUCUCUAUCAACAAAUAAUAAAUCAACAACGAAAUUAUCAAUUGAACAUCAACAAUAUAUAGAUUAUGAACAUAUUAAAGAUCUUUUAGUACGUACAUAUUAUCCACAUUUUCAUACAGCUGUUCAAUCUGGACAUUAUUUUGGUUCGAAAUCAAAAUUACCAAUAAAACAUGAUUUACCAAUAUUUACUAAUCCUGAAUCACCUAUAGAUACAAAUGAAACAAUUGCAAUUACACUUAAAUCACCACCAUCUACUACAGAACCUGAAUUUAAAACACGUGGACGUAAACCAAAAUAUAAAAAACUAAAAGAUAAACCAUUACCCAUAACAUCUGUCGAACGUCGUGUAAGUGAAGAAAUUCCACCAGUUGUUAUCAAAGAAUCAAUGAUUGUUUUAACACCAACUGAAAUACCAUCACUACCAAUCGUAGAAAAUGAAAUGGAUAAUAAUACUAAUAAUAAUCGAAAACGAAAAAUAUCAACUACAAUUAAUUCAAAUAUAAAUGACAGACAAAAGAGAAAAUUUGUACCAUCACCAUCACCAGAAUUUAAUAAUGAAUAUCAAGAUAUUGCACAUUCUGACAGUGAUGAAGAUGUAUUACCUGAUGAAUUACCAAAACCAAGUUUUAUUAAGAAUGGUCUUCGUUCAAAUUAUUAUAAAGUAACAACUGACAGUGAUAUUAAAUCUACUAGUAAAAAUCGAGCAGUUCGUCGACGACAACAAUUAUCAGGUUCAUUACCACCAUUUUAUAAGGGAAUAUUUGAAUCUGAUGAUGAGAAUUUAUCUUAUAUUGAUUAUCAACUUCCAUUUGAUAUCUAUUGGUUUAGUCGAAAACAACCAACAACAAUUAAUUUACCUUCGUUGUCAGUGAAGUCUACUAAUCAACAGAAAAAGAAAAAAAUAAAUCAACCAAAACAAAAACAACAACAACCAUUGCCUAAUAAAAAAACUAUAGAGACAACUAUUGAACAAAAACUUUUAUCGUCUAAAAUUAAUGAUAAAAAACAACAUAAAAUUAUAAAUAUAAACAAAAGUUUAAUAAAAAUUGAAGAAUUAACAGAACAUGAAAAACAAAUUAUUUUACAGUCAUCAAUUUUUCUAAAACGUAAUCUUCGACGUCUAAAAGAAAAACAAGAAUUAAAAGAUAAAAAUAGUAAUCAACAUAAACAACAUGUAGAAGAACAACCAUUACCUCUUUUCUAUUCACAAAAUUAUUAUCAUUCAAAUAUAAUAAAAGAAACAAACAAUUCAAUAGAUAAUUCAAAAUUAUCUCAUAAAGAUCUAUUAAAUUUAUUUUACAAUCAUAUUCGUCGUUCACAUUUUUAUAAAACUGGUCAAUGUUCAAUAGAAGUUAUUGAUCAAACAUGUUAUUAUGCUCAAUUAGCACAAUUAACUUUAAUACUUAAUGAAAUAUUUGAUUUAUUAUUAAAUUAUAAAUGUCAUUAUAGUGAUAUUUAUCCAUCAAAUGCAUUAAAAAAAUGUCCAUUAAAACGUUUAUUUCCUAUGUAUUAUGAAUUAAUAUUAAAACCAAUUGAUUUAACAAUUAUACGUAAUAAAUUAGAUAAUGGUGAAUAUUUAUCAUAUGAUUUAUUUGAACAAGAUUUAUUAUUAUUAUUUAAUAAUGCUAUUACUUAUUGUGGUGAAGAUUCAGAUGUUGGACGAGCUGUAAAAGAAUUAGAAAUAUAUUUUAGAAAUAUUUUAAAAAUUAGUUAUCAAUCAACACUUAAUUUAUUUAAUAAUAUGAAUAAUAAAGAUAAAAAUCAACGUAAUUUAAAUAUUCUUCAAGAUUUUAUAACACGUUUACAUCAAAAAGAAAUUUUCGAUGGACAAAUUCGAGAAAUUCUUUAUAAUAUUAUUUAUACGAUAGAUAAUAAUACAUCAAUUGUUUAUAAAACAGUUCUGACUAAUACAACAAAUACAAGUCGAACAACAAAAAAUAUUUCAACGAAUGAUUGUAUUGUUCAUUGUCGAUGUGGUUCUGUUUAUGAUGAAACUUCUCUUGUGCAAUGUUAUGCUUGUCAAGUAAGAUAA